AUGGCUUCUUCAAAUGUCCCACAGAACGCCACAUCCCCGGGAUCACUGAGUCAAGCUCCUGCCGAAAAACCGUCCGCUCCGCCAGUCAAUGUGCUCCCUUCGCCGCUUGCGCAAACCUACUCCCUGGUACAUCCAUUGGUCCUUCUCGGGCUAUGCGCCUACCGGUUCGAGGCACUGGUUGCCAACCCGGCGCAGGAGCUCUUAGCAGAUCUGCCUUGGCUUGCGGCGCUUCAAUUUGUCUAUGUGAUCUGCUGCCUUCCACCAGCAGGCAGCUCGUCCAGCGAGGCCCACGUCGGAGUUGAGGACAAGAAGAAAGCAUCGCGUUCGUCCGCGGGCUCUUCAACACCUGUUCGCUCGGGAAAGGUUUUGCAUCGUCGAAAGUCUCCCAGCAAGAUCUCAUGGGCGUCGGUUUGGUCCAGAUUGAUGCCCGCGUGCCUCGCUUUCGGUCUGACCUCUCUUCUCGCUACACCGGCAAUUGCCGUGCUUCUCGUUCUCUUCGGUGCUCCAUUGACCACUCACAAUGUUGAAACAUUCCUCUGUGCCGCUCACAUGGGCCUCCUAUCCUCAACGGCGCUGGUCUACGUCCACGGGGUGGACUCUGAUAUCUGGAAAGAGGUCGGGGGGAUCUCUCGGCCUGCCGACGUUGUUUGGGGUAGUGCUCUGGGUACUGGGCUAGGUGCUUGGUUUGGAGCCAUUCCAAUUCCUCUGGAUUGGGACCGACCCUGGCAAGCCUUCCCCAUCACGAUCGUGAUUGGUGCAUACAUUGGACAUGCCCUUGGGGGUCUCAUUUCUCGAACGUCCCUCUUGUACGGAAAGCGAAUUCAGUUCGCUCCUGAACAAGUUCAUGAAGAUGAGAAGAAGACAAACUAG
Penicillium oxalicum is the source of this 870-nucleotide messenger RNA. RefSeq names its product PIG-F family protein. Gene Ontology annotation, biological process: GPI anchor biosynthetic process. The transcript has 3 exons. The coding region runs from base 1 to 870 and encodes 289 amino acids. The record is from RefSeq and is a predicted model, not a curated record. Gene Ontology annotation, cellular component: endoplasmic reticulum membrane. Lineage: Eukaryota; Fungi; Ascomycota; Eurotiomycetes; Eurotiales; Aspergillaceae.